Haliaeetus leucocephalus (bald eagle) is the source of this 1207-nucleotide messenger RNA. RefSeq names its product cutC copper transporter (gene CUTC). The record is from RefSeq and is a predicted model, not a curated record. The transcript is spliced from 8 exons. The coding region runs from base 1 to 879 and encodes 292 amino acids. NCBI's taxonomy places the organism in Eukaryota, Metazoa, Chordata, Aves, Accipitriformes, Accipitridae. Gene Ontology annotation, molecular function: copper ion binding.
AUGGAGAUCAGGGAGUCUCCCUGCCCCACGGUGUCCCCUCGCAGCCAGGGGCGAAAGACACGAGAGGAGCUCUCACAGGCGCACUCGGGGCGGCUCCCAGGCGUGGGAGGCAGCUGCAGGCCGCAGGGACGGCCCGAACCGGUCACCGGCGGCGGCGCCGGCCACCUCCACGCGGCCCCAAGGCUGAGCCCUUCCUUCCACGGCCCCGGCCGCGAACCGGUGCCAGCGGGGCGGGGGGUGCGGCGCUCACCUGGACUCCUGCAGGUGGUGAAGCAGUGCGUGCGGGUCCCCGUGUUCGUGAUGAUCCGACCUCGCGGCGGAGAUUUCCUCUACUCGGACCGGGAGGUGGAGGUGAUGAAAGCCGAUAUCCGCCUUGCCAAGCUGCACGGGGCUGACGGGCUGGUGUUCGGGGCCCUCACCGAAGACGGGCGCAUUGACACAGAGCUCUGCACAGCGCUGCUGGCGGUGUGCCGUCCCCUGCCAGUCACGUUUCACCGAGCCUUCGACAUGGUGCACGAUCCCCUGGUGGCACUGGAGACCCUGAUUUCUCUGGGGUUUGAGCGGGUAUUGACAAGUGGCUGUGACAGCUCAGCGCUGGAAGGAUUGUCUUUAAUUAAGAGGCUUGCAGAACAGGCGAAGGGCAGAAUUGUGGUGGUGCCAGGGGGUGGCAUCACAGAGCGCAACCUGCAGAGGAUUCUGGAAGGCUCCACUGCUUCUGAGUUUCACUGCUCUGCUCGCUCAGCCCGGGACUCAGGGAUGAAGUUCAGAAAUCCGAACGUUGCCAUGGGAGCGUCCUUCUCUGCCCCUGAAUACUCCAUAAAGGUGGCAGAUGUGGCCAAAGUGAGGACCCUGAAUGCGAUCGCAAAGAACAUUCUGUAGUGGAAGGCACUGUGCUGGGACAAGAGCGCUGAGACUCCAGGGUCUUUCCUGCCACAUGGACAGAUGGGUAUUGCUUCCGUCCUCAGGCUGCAGAGGAUGUGAACUAGGUGAUGAAGCCUGACAUCUCUUCCCUUGGCUUCCCCCGAACGACCAGUCCCUGGCCUGGAAACUUAACGUUGGCCAUUUUAAAUAAAAGGACUCAUUCCCAGAUGUUGUGGCAACAAGCUGUUCAGCAGUAUUUGGGAGGAAGGGAGCUGAGCAAGUAGGGGGACUGAAUUGUGUAGCACUGCAUGUGAUUGUCAAAUAAACACUGCAGCUGCCCCCCUCU